AUGUGGGACGAACGCUGCCCCCUCCAGCAGCGUCAGGAGACAGGCCCACAGGUCCGCGCCAAGCCCUGGUCGACCACCCGGCGGAAGUGGCGGCGUCCGUACGUUGGAUAUUUGGUUCGAUUACCAAGAGGUUUUCACUUGACCCGAGAUUCUUUGAAAAUAGUAGGAUCAACUGGCUUUCCAGUGAAAGUAUAUGUCAUGGUUCAUCAAAAGAGUCCACACGUGUUAUGUGUAACCCAACGACUGCGAAAUUCUGAGCUGGUAGACCCAUCAUUCCAGUGGCAUGGGCCAAAAGGAAAAAUUGUUUCAGAAAACAGUACUGCACAGGUAACAUCCACAGGAAGCCUUGUAUUCCAGAACUUCGAGGAGUCUAUGAGUGGACUUUACACAUGUUUCCUUGAGUAUAAACCUACUGUGGAAGAAACGACUAAAAAUCUUCAGCUGAAAUAUGUUAUAUAUGCUUAUCGUGAGCCUCGUUAUUAUUACCAAUUUACAGCUCGAUAUCAUGCAGCUCCCUGCAAUAGUAUCUAUAAUGUUUCUUUCGAAAAGAAAUUACUUCAGAUUUUAAGCAAAUUGGUUCUUGAUCUUUCAUGUGAAAUUUUCUUGCUUAAGUCUGAAUGCCAUCGUGUUAAAAUGCAAAAAGCUGGUUUGCAAAAUGAAUUGUUCUUUACAUUUUCAGUUUCAUCUCUAGACACUGAAAAAGGACCCAAGCCAUGUACAGACCGUAGUUGUGAAUCUUCCCGAAGACUGUCUAAGUGAUCUGCAGCCCUGGAUCCUACAACCCCCGUGAUGGAAUUCACUGCCUUCAGUGCAAUAGCAGCCUGGUGUAUGGAGCAAAAGCAUGCUUAUAGGGCAUUAUCUGAGUUAUUUGGUGUUUUAUUAAACACAAAACAUAUUUUUGAAAUAUGAACAUAUAAUACAUCACUAUUAUACCAAAAUUAAAUAUAUCAGAUUUUACCAAAAAA
Galeopterus variegatus (Sunda flying lemur) is the source of this 965-nucleotide messenger RNA. RefSeq names its product zona pellucida binding protein (gene ZPBP). Gene Ontology annotation, cellular component: zona pellucida receptor complex; acrosomal vesicle; extracellular region. The record is from RefSeq and is a predicted model, not a curated record. Lineage: Eukaryota; Metazoa; Chordata; Mammalia; Dermoptera; Cynocephalidae. The transcript is spliced from 7 exons. Gene Ontology annotation, biological process: acrosome assembly; binding of sperm to zona pellucida. Bases 1 to 759 code for a protein of 252 amino acids.